Molecule: messenger RNA, 906 nt
Organism: Rotaria sp. Silwood2
Lineage: Eukaryota; Metazoa; Rotifera; Eurotatoria; Philodinida; Philodinidae
Source: the annotation of a GenBank genome assembly
AUGGCGACAAAUUCUAAAACUGAUGAAAAUCAAUUAUUAACAACCAAUGUUGAAAAUCAUCUACGUUCAAUAGUUUAUAAUCCAUCAUUAAACUCGUUAAUUUAUCUUAAUGAUAAACAAGAAAUAAUCGUUCGUAGUGCUGAUCAAUUAUCAACAUUAUUUCAUCGUACAUUACCAUUAAAUAAUACAAAUGAAUUUUAUGAAAUAAUAUCAUGUCAUGAUAAAUUUCUUUUGUUAACAUCAACACAUAUUUAUGUCAGACAAUUAUAUCAAGGUCUUUAUUUUCUUGACUCGAUUAUUGGGUCAAUAAAUGAUGAAAAUUGUCAUGUUUUUAUUGAGUUAACAUAUGGUGAUGCACAAUUAUUAUUACAAUUAUUAUCAACAUUAGAUUUAUCAAUAUCAAAUCAUAUCGGAGAAUUUAAUGAUGUAUUAAAAAAGAAAUUUGAUGAACAUACAUCAUCAUCAUUAUGGAAUUUAAUACAAUUUUCAUAUGAUUGUCUUAAUGCAAUUAAAAUUUGUUUUGAUAUAUUACGUUUACAUAAACAACAAAUACAACAAAAUCAAAAUACUCAUUCACCAUUACCUGGUAUUGUUGUUGUUGGUCUUUUACUUGAUUAUUUAACAAGAUAUUAUCAUCAUAAAAAAUCAUUAACAACAAAUACAGAUGAACAAAUUGGUUCAACAUUAGAAACAUCAUCAUCACCUUCAUCAUCAUCAUCAACAACAACCACAACAACAACAACAACAACAACAACAUCGUCGGGAAGCUUUUUUAAUGCAGGUGGACGUACUACACGUGAACGUUUAAUGUUUAGUGAAGCAACACGAUAUAGAACCUUUACACUUUGGCCACAUGCAGCUUAUCGAUGGCUUUCACCAGUAAGUCAAACUGUAUUUCAUAUUUGA